GGAAAUGGUCCGGGCCUAGCGGAGCGGCGAACGGAGCAACAUGAACCGUGAAGACCGGAAUGUGCUGCGUAUGAAAGAAAGGGAAAGGCGAAAUCAAGAAAUUCAACAGGGUGAAGAAGCCUUUCCACCAAACUCUCCUCUCUUUGCUGAACCCUACAAAGUUACCAGCAAAGAAGACAAACUGUCUAGUCGCAUUCAGAGCAUGCUUGGUAAUUAUGAUGAAAUGAAGGAUCUUAUAGGAGACAGAUCGCUACAAAAGCUCGUUGGAAUUCCCAAACCGACCGUACCGUCGACGCCAGAUGAAAAAUCAAACCAAAGUUUCUUUGGUGACCAGAGACAUAACGCUGGCUCCCACCAGAGCAGCAAAUGGACUCCUGUAGGACCUGCACCCAGCACUUCCUCCCAAUCUCAGAAACGGUCCUCGGGUUUGCAGAGCGGACACAGCAGCCAGCGUGGCAGUGGCAAUAACACUAGCGGCGGCGGCCAGAGGCACGACCGUGACUCCUACAGUAGCAGCAGCGGCCGCAAAAAAAGCCAGCAUGGGUCUGAACACUCCAAACCCCGUUCUUCCAGCCCUGGAAAACCAUCUGCUGUUUCUUCAUUGAGCUCCAGCCAUUCGAGGUCUCAUGGAAACGAUCAUCACAGCAAAGAACAUCAACGUUCCAAAUCCCCCCGGGAUCCUGAUGCCAACUGGGACUCUCCCUCCCGUGUUCCCUCCUUUUCAAGCGGACAACACUCUAACCAGUCCUUCCCACCCUCACUAAUGUCCAAGUCCAGUUCAAUGUUGCAGAAACCCACCGCCUACGUCAGGCCGAUGGACGGGCAGGAAUCCAUGGAACCAAAGUUACCCUCCGAACACUACAGCGGGCAGACUCACAGCGGUGGCGUGAACGAGCUGAAGCCCAGCAGCAAAGCACAUCUCACCAAGCUGAAAAUCCCCUCCCAACCGCUAGAUGCAUCAGCGUCUGGUGAUGUGAGCUGCGUGGAUGAAAUUCUGAAAGAGAUGACGCACUCUUGGCCUCCUCCGCUGACUGCUAUCCACACGCCAUGCAAAACAGAACCCUCCAAAUUCCCUUUCCCAACAAAGGAGUCUCAGCAGUCCAGCUUUGGCACUGGGGAACAGAAACGAUACAAUCCUUCAUCAAAAACAUCCAACGGUCAUCAAUCCAAAUCAUGUGAAUCGAACCAGACAGAUAUGUUGAAAGAUGACUUAAAACUUAGCAGUAGUGAAGACAGCGAUGGAGAGCAGGACUGCGAUAAGACCGUGCCAAGGAGCACACCUGGAAGUAAUUCUGAACCUUCGCAGCAUAACAGUGAAGGAGCAGACAACUCGAGGGAUGACUCGAGCAGCCACAGCGGGUCCGAAAGCAGUUCAGGGUCUGACUCUGAAAGUGAAAGCAGUUCCAGCGACAGCGAAGCUAACGAACCAUCACAGAGCGCAUCCCCCGAGCCAGAGCCACCACCAACAAACAAGUGGCAGCUGGAUAACUGGUUGAACAAAGUUAAUUCCCAUAAAGUGUCACCAGCUUCUUCCGUGGACAGCAAUAUCCCAUCCUCCCAAGGCUACAAGAAGGAGGGCCGGGAGCAGGGGCCGGGCAGUGGAUACGCUGAUCAGAGCGGAUCCAAGGACUCCAUUUCUUCGACGCCGGGGCGAGAUUCCAAACCCACCCAAAAGGGCUCGGAGAGCAGUCGCGGGAGGCAGAAAUCACCUGCCCAGAGCGACAGCUCGACACAGAGGAGGACUGUAGGUAAAAAGCAGCCCAAGAAAGCGGAAAAGACAUCUGUUGAAGAGCCUAGAGGAGGUCUUAAAAUUGAAAGCGAAACCCCAGUAGACAUGGCAACAAAUAUACCUUCCAACAGGCAUAAGGCAGCCACCAAAGGCUCCAGGAAACCCAAUAUAAAGAAAGAGCCCAAAUCUUCCCCUCGGCCUACAACGGAGAAAAAGAAAUAUAAGGCUUCAAGUAAAUCUGCCCAGAAAUCCAGGGAAUUCAUAGAAACAGAUACCUCAUCCUCUGAUUCAGAUGAAAACGAGAGCCUGCCUCCUUCAUCGCAAACACCCAAAUACUCUGAGAGCAAUAGGACUCCUGUUAAAUCUUCCAUGGAGGAGGAUGACAGCUUUUUUCGGCAAAGAAUGUUCUCUCCUAUGGAAGAGAAAGAGCUUCUUUCACCACUCAGUGACCCUGAUGAAAGGUACCCACUUAUUGUGAAGAUUGACCUGAGCCUCUUAUCACGAAUACCAGGGAAGCCUUACAAGGAUGCCGACGCACCCAAAGCGGAAAAGAAAAAUGUGCCGGAGAAGCACACGAGAGAAUCCCAGAAGCAGCCAUCUGACAAAAGUUCUACAAAAGGCAAAAGGAAACACAAGCAGAAUGAGGAUGAAAACAGAGCCAGUGAAAGCAAGAAAACGAAACUGGAAGAAAAAGCUCCAUCAGGACACAAGACUUCUAGCAGUAGGGAGUCUUCAAAGCCAAGUGCUGUUAAGGAGAAGGAUUUGCUGCCGUCUCCUGCCGCCCCGGUCCUGCAGAAAGAUUCCAAGCAGGAGCACGGGUCGCGGAAGAGGACGGUCAGUCAGUCCUCAUCCCUCAAGUCCAGCAGCAACCUCAGCAAGGAGAGCGGCAGCAAAAGCAGCUCCUCUUCUAAACAGAAGAAGACCGAGGGGAAGGGCUCUGGCAGCACUAAAGAAUCCAAGGAAAAGAUUCUGAACAAUGCAUCAAACUGCCCUCCUGCGUCUGCUCCCUCUACGGAAAGUUCAAAGUCAAGAAGAGCAAAACUUGUUUUUGAUGACAGGACUUACUCAGCUGAUCAUUAUUUACAAGAAGCAAAGAAGUUAAAACACAACGCGGACGCAUUGUCUGACAGGUUUGAGAAGGCCGUGUACUACCUGGAUGCUGUGGUGUCCUUCAUCGAGUGCGGGAAUGCAUUGGAGAAAAACGCUCAGGAAUCCAAGUCCCCGUUCCCUAUGUAUUCAGAAACUGUGGAAUUAAUCAAAUACACUAUGAAACUGAAGAAUUACUUGGCACCAGACGCCACGGCUGCAGAUAAGAGGCUGGCAGUGCUUUGUCUUCGGUGUCAAUCUCUACUAUACCUAAGGCUUUUCAAACUGAAAAAGGAAAGUGCAUUGAAAUAUUCUAAAACUCUGACUGAGCAUCUGAAGAAUUCCUAUAAUAAUUCUCAAGCACCGUCACCUGGUAUGGGAAGCAAGCCUGUCGGGAUGCCGUCUCCAGUCUCUCCAAAGCUGUCUCCAGGGAAUUCAGGAAAUUACUCUUCCGGGGCAGCCAACCCUUCAGGGAGCGGGUCUUCGGUGACGAUCCCCCAGAGGAUCCAUCAGAUGGCAGCCAGCUACGUCCAAGUUACGUCCAACUUCCUCUACGCCACUGAAAUUUGGGACCAAGCAGAACAGCUGUCGAAGGAACAGAAAGAGUUCUUUGCUGAACUGGAUAAAGUUAUGGGCCCCCUGAUUUUUAAUUCGAGCAUCAUGACAGACCUGGUGCGUUACACCCGGCAGGGGUUGCACUGGCUGCGCCUGGACGCCAAGUGAGAUUCUGAACUGAAGGAAUGGAAAAAAAAAAAAAAAACAAACCCAAACACGUUUUUCUCGCUGCCUCUGAUUUCUCUCCACAACACUGUGUCAUGUCGAUAAGGAAGACUGCCAUAACACAUUGCUUAGGUGACACUAAGAGCAAGGAUUGCUUCCCCACGUCUCCCAUCCUCAUUUGUGUUUUGUGUUUUAACCCCGAAUCAUCUGGUUAAUGGACUUCUUCAGUAUUCCCGUUUUAAGUUAUUUAAAUAUAUUAAAAUUUGCUACAUAUAAAGGUGUAGUUUUGCUGAUCUAUCCUGGAUAGAUCAUUGGAAUUCCAGUCAUGAUGCAUAAAUAGUCAGUUGAAAUCCUAUUUAUUUUAAUUUUUUUUUUUAUUUUAAUUUUGAAAAGCCCGGUUUGGGGCAGUUUUUAGCUAUUUCUUCCCUAAAUUUACCCUUUCGAGUACUUAGCAGAAAUUAAACAUAGACACUUUAUUUAAGUACUUUGUGAGCUUUGUUACUCUGUAAUGUCUUGUGGUGGUAGAGCCUGUAAAAGGAACUAGGGUUGGUAGGUUCUAACGUGUAGGGACACCAUACUUUUCAUGCCUAAUGCCUACGAGUCGACUAAUAAAUGACAACUACAGAUUUAUUAUUGCAGAAUUUGUACUAAAUAGAAAAAUUCCAGAUAUUCUUCUACGUAUUAAGAUACUUCAUUUAAAUGAAUUAUAAAGAAAUUUUUAUGGAAAAGUAUUUAGCUGGAUCUGACUUGGAUUGUUUUCAAGGCAGUUUCAAACCGUGGAUUAACACUAUAACAAUCACAAAACAUUACAGUAAUUAGCAUUUGAUGUACUAUGGCAGUAGUGGUGUGAGGCCGACCUCCAGUCCGGCGGGUGCGAUGCGUUACAGGAGAGGUUUCUGAAAUGGACAAUCUUGUGCUUUUUUUUUCUUUUUCCUUUUUUUUGCAUCUCUUCAUUUAAAACCCGUUUUGGUUCCUUACUUGGUCAUUUUUUUAUUUUUUUUUUUUCACAAUAUCAGUGAGUUUUGUGGUUAAAAACCCAACAGUGGUUAAAUUCCUACCAGAAACCAUCAUUUGCAUCUUUUUUCCAUUGACUGAGAAACCAGGAAUCUGAAGUGGAAGCGGAGGUCUGUGUUUGCCUUCUGGGCUCUGGUGGGUGAGGGACCCGCGGGGUGUGAGGGGGUGGGAGCACCCAACUAGUGCAGGGAGAGCGACUGGUUUUGAGGCAGAAUGGGUUUAAAACUCGUGUUUAACCCCGCGUUGGUGAAGGGCCUGGUAGUGUUUGACAGAGCAUCAUCCUCACUCGCGAGGGAGCGACCGGGUGCGGCGGCGGCGGCUCCCGGAGGCGCAGUUUGGCCGCUCUCCCGGCCUGUAAAACCAAAGUACCUUUCCACGUGAGGUGCUUGUCUGAGCAAAAGGUUUAAAAACGCUACUGCUUUCGGUAUUGCUUAGUGCCCCGAACAUGUCUGGUGUGCCUUAUGCCUUACUUUUAGAUGAAGAUUUUAUGAACUGUUUACAAGAUGUUUUACAGCAGGACCAGGGAUACUGUAUGCAGUGGUCUUCUGCAGUACUGGGGUAAAAUUCCAUUUCCUUUUCCAAAGCCCUAGCGUCUGUCACACGCGCCCACCUGCUCCUCGUGGUGGUCUCCUUCCCGAGAGUCAAACUCUGAAUCCUCUGGAGUUGAGAUUUGUGGAAUGCUGCUUUUUGUUUUCUCUCCCAUUUAACCCUUUUUUUCUCUACCAGAUAUGAACGUGCAUGUUCAGGAAAAUUAUUGCACUAAAUUUUUUUUUAAUUUUUUUUUUUUGUGUAGUAGUAGUUAAGUGCCAAAAUCACGGCAACCUCGAGAGAAGGAAUAGAAUUCUACGCUACUUAGUACUGCAGUAUGUCCUAUGGGCUUUAAGAGUUUAGAAGUUUUGCAAAUUAGUAACCUACUAAAAGGUAGCUGCAUAUUCGUAGAGCUUCCUUUGCGUUCCAGCGUGUUUUUGUACUUCCAGAAAAGCUUUGCUACGUACGGAUCCACACAUGGUGAACAGACCUGGGACUUUUUUCCGCGACAGCUGAAUUGACCUGUCGGGUCUGUUGGAGCAUCCUUUUUAUUGAAUCACUGUGCGAGGUCACGUUUCUGUUCGUGUUUGCUGUUGGAGACAGAACUCUGUACCCUCAAACCCCGCAUCUCGGUUAAUGGGACACUGUCAACUAUUUUUCCUUUAAUACUCUAAAGUGCCUAGCACACUUUUGACGCUAUAUAAAAAAAAAACAACAAAACCUUCUUAGAAGUUGCAUUCCUAGUUUAUUUUUUGUGUAGCGCUGCACUAGCCAGCAUGGCUGAGUCUUGGCUUGCUCCUUUGUGCACAGGUACCAUUGCUCUUGGCAGGAAUGGUCUCAUCUCUGGGAAUUAUUUUAUUUUUUUUCCUUAACUAGAGUCCCACAAAUACCUUUUGGUGUCACGCGAAAUUGGUCUCUUCAAAAUGUAUCACUUAAUCCCCAGAUCAGCGGAUCUUAAAAAAAAAAAAUUGUCUUCGGUGCCCAGAAGACUUUUUACAUCGUGUCAAAAUGUGGACCUGAGCCUGUUGAAAGUGUCCCACCCGCACAGUGUUCUUGUGGUAAAAUCCCCUCCGGAGUGCUGUCCCGGGUCGUCCGUCUGUCCGGGAGAUACGCAGUUAAUUGUUAAUUGAAAAGAAAUGCCUUAUGCAUCUGUGGCUAUUUCAAACCGAGAAAUCUAAAUUUCGCAUUUCCAAAAGCAUAUCUUAAUUUGGGAUUUACCAUGGUUCCCGACAGAAGAGUUAGGUACUUUGUCAGAUUUCAUGGCUAAAUUAACGCCAGUACGUCACAGGCUUCCAGCCCUCCCUCAGAGUGGGGGGGGAACGACCCAAACCCCCCCCUGGUUCCCCGCCAGUGACGGGGGGAUCCCCAGCUCCCGCCUUCCCAAAGGAUUCCCUGCAGGAUCCUGCCUUCGAUACAUAUCGAGGCCGUAAUUCGAAUUCCCUCGCCGAACAACGCGGUCCCAGUUGGUGAAUCUUAAAAAUGGCUUAAUCAGACUAGGCUUGCUCAGAGAUCAAAACUAUUUGAAUUUGCUGACAAACGUGCAGGUUCCGAGGUGAUGAGGUGCAACCGUUUUAUAAUUAUAUACAAAUCUUCAGGACACCAGAGUCAAACAGCCCGAGGCUCUUAUUUUGAUUAGAAACUAUUAGCCAUAAAGCAGAGCAUAUGGAUGGCUCUUCUUGGCUUUUGAUGGCAGUAUGCAAUUUGUAUUGUAUGUGUCUUUUAAUAUAUAUGUAUAUAUAUAUGAACUCAGUCUGUCCAAAGUAUAUGUUAUACUUGUUUUUAGAUUAUGGUGCAACUGACUAUAUUGAUAUAUUAUUUAUUGAGUGCUGAAUCGCCAUCUUAUUGGCGAUAAAUCUUGCAUAUUAUACAGGAGUGCAAUGUAUAUUCCUUUAGAUUACUGAGGCUUGAUUGCUGUGAUAACGAAAAAAUGCCCUAAAAUGUAUUUAUGAAUGGCCCCAACAUACAGAGAGUCAGGACUUUAUGCAGAAAAAAAAAAA
Calidris pugnax (ruff) is the source of this 7074-nucleotide messenger RNA. RefSeq names its product AF4/FMR2 family member 4 (gene AFF4). The record is from RefSeq and is a predicted model, not a curated record. The coding region runs from base 41 to 3538 and encodes 1165 amino acids. The transcript has 22 exons. Lineage: Eukaryota; Metazoa; Chordata; Aves; Charadriiformes; Scolopacidae. Gene Ontology annotation, cellular component: super elongation complex; nucleus. Gene Ontology annotation, biological process: regulation of gene expression.